AGAAACCUCAAAGAAAGCCAUCGUCUUCUCUCUCGUCUAUUUCUGCGGGUUAAGUUUUACACAGGAGAGGAGAGAUGGAUCAGAUAAUGAACAAGGUCGGCUCUUACUGGUUAGGACAAAAGGCAAACAAAGAGUUCAACUCCGUCGGUGACGAUUUCAAUUCAUUGUCGAGCAGUAUUGAAGGAGGUACCAAGUGGUUGGUCAACAAAAUCAAAGGAAAAAUGCAGAAGCCUUUGCCUGAAUUGCUGAAGGAAUUCGGUCUACCGGUUGGGAUAUUUCCACAGGAUGCUACAAACUAUGAGUUCAACGAAGAUACAGGUAAGUUAACUGUCUUCAUCCCUGAGACCUGCGAGGUUGGUUACAGGGAUUCAUCGGUCCUACGGUUUUCAACUACGGUAACGGGUUACCUGGAGAAAGGGAAGCAAGCGGAAGUGGAAGGCUUGAAAACAAAGGUGAUGAUUUGGGUGAAAGUGACCUCUAUUUCAGCAGACGCCUCAAAGGUUUAUUUCACGGCUGGGAUGAAGAAAAGCAGGAGAAGAGAUGCUUAUGAGGUGAUACGGCCUGGUGUUGGUGUUGAUAAAUUCUGA
Messenger RNA from Eutrema salsugineum, 587 nucleotides. RefSeq lists its product as uncharacterized. The transcript is spliced from 3 exons. The coding region runs from base 75 to 587 and encodes 170 amino acids. Lineage: Eukaryota; Viridiplantae; Streptophyta; Magnoliopsida; Brassicales; Brassicaceae. The record is from RefSeq and is a predicted model, not a curated record.